AGUGAUUCAUUCUAGAAAGCUAAGCGUGUUCGAGCUGCAUCAUGAUACCGCGGGUUCGCGUUUUAAUUAUUCUCUUGCUUUGUUUGGAAACAAACGGAAUAAUCGAAGACCAUCUUUACGUCGCUGAACACAACGGCCGAAAGAUUGGAUUGGUUAUGACGUCACAGAUGGAUCGUAUUUGUUUUGUUGAAGGAAUAUUCGAGAUUUGGCAACCGCGGUUGGAUGGGUUCGGUGGCUUCAAGAUACUUGGCCAACAAACCGAACAGACGUUGGGGUCGUCCAUGCUUAUCAUGAAAGACUUACAGGGCGGGGGAAUCGUUGCUCCUUCAUACGGAUAUCAGAAAUGGGACGAUCACUUCUCCGAUCUUGAGUUUUGGUUCUACCAGCUGUACUGUCCCCCUGGAUAUUUCUCCUUGAGUGACUUCGCUCACCAAAAGAAUAAAUAUGAUUGGCAGAACGAUUACGCUUGCGUUCAUCAGGAUUUCGUGGAAAAUGCGACGAUCGGGAAGAAAUAUUGGGACAGCAAGGGCGACACCAUGGGACGAGAAGUCGACUUGUGGUCCAUCAACCCACAAAUCCCAACAACAACAACAACAAUAACAACCUACAACCAAUCCAACCACGUGAUCAACGUCACCCAAGUUCUUCUACAGGAUAUGACGUCAAAGUUCUUUGCAGCGACGCACAAUAGUGAUUACGUCACAGAGAAAUUUCAUGUUCUAACAAUCAAAAAUCUAUCAACGAUUCUUCCGUCACAAACAACCACCCUAUCACCCUCAACCGUCGUAACAACAAGGAAACAAACCGAACAAAAUCCUUCAGAAACAUCUGGCGCCACCCGUGUGACAAGUAUUGUUGACGUCAUAAACACCAGGAACCGCAGCUUCGUGUACAUCACUCCACCACGUUGUAUUGAAUGUCAUCCUGUGUACGCUGAAUGUUGGUGGGUGGACGAUAAGAGGGUUUGUUUGUGUUGGCCGGGGUAUUUGUUCAACAACAACACUUGCAAAGGGGCUGAUUCUUUUAUCGACCCCGAGAUGAAACGAUUACAAAACUCGACCAUCGUCGAUUACAUUGAUGGUUAUGAACGGUUGGCGUCGGAUGUUCGUUACGUACAUGGGGGUGUGGGGAAUGUGACGUCAUGGGGUUACGUCACAAUGAACAUUGUUAGCGUUCCAAUGAAAGGGGAUGUUACCGAUGGUGGUAUGACGUCAAUGGAGGUAAACCUGGACGGUGAUCAUCUACGUAACUAUGACGUACACAAAGUACAAUGGGGGACUGGUGACGUCAGUAAAGAUAGUUGUUCGCUAGUGGCGAUAGAGAGUUCAUUCGAUAUGACGUCACAAGUCACCAUGGCGACACAAGUGGGGGGAACCUUCGAAUAUUAUUUAAUCAACUCAACCUGGCUUGAUGUGACGUUGCUUGAUUACGUCACCAAUGACGUCAUUCCAGCGACGGGUGUCGUCAUCUCCUAUGACGUAUCGAAUGACGUAACCCUACAAAAGAUUGAACAAGAACAUUAUAAAGAACACCAAGACAGGUAUGGAUCGUUCCUACAUGCCCAACAACGGGUGAAAUCGUUCAAGUAUCGAUGUGUGUAUCGCGACACCAAGCGAGGGGUGUGGUCGGGUGAAGGUUGCCGCACGGUGUCGCCCGAAAGCAAACACAGUGUGACGUGUAAAUGGAGCCAUGCAACAAUGUUCUCCGUUAUUUUGUCGGUUGAAUUUCUGACGGUAUCUUAUAAUUUGCAGAAAUUUUCGAUCGUUUGCGAAUCGCUGUCGGUGGCGUCGCUCAUGGCGACCGUGAUUAUCCUCCUACUGGUACGUCAUAAUCUCCAUAGCGACAGAACAAUGGUCCAGAUCAAUUUAUCCCUUUCUGUGUUGGGGCUUCAUUUGUUCGCCCUUGCGAGCACAGCGGCCACUACGUCACCAGCAGCGUGCGAGGUCGUCACCGUGUUUAUUCAUUUCUGUUUGACGUCAUCAGUUUGCUGGAUGUUUGUCGAAGCUUUUCUGCUUUACUUGAAAACUGCUCCAGGGAAUCUAAGGUUCGCUGCUUACUCGGAGUCGAGGCCUGGGGCAUUGCAUCGGGUCCUCUACAUGUUCGGGUUGUGCUUCCCGCUUGUUCUUGUUAUAGUGGCUGCUUCGGUUGGAUUUACAUACGACGUGUAUAUGGAUUACUCGCCAAGCUAUCUUGACGCAUUGGAACGGCAGAGAAUGUGCAAUAUCACACAAGGGGAACCACCCACACAGGAUAAAUACCAACGAUGUUGGUUGAGUGUGGGAUCAAAGAUGGUGUUGUGGGCAGCUGUGGUCCCAAUUGCUCUCAUACUUACCAUAAACUUGUGCAUACUUAUCCGUACAACAUCGUUGAUAUGGAAACUACGACAACAAGCGCUAUCUUACAAACCUUCAGUGAAAUACCCGAGUGAGCAACGACGGUUGAGUAUCUUGAACAUGGCGGCCACAGCAAGGGCAUUGUUUCUUUUACUUCCAAUCCUUGGUAUACCAUGGGCGGCUGCGUUCCUUGUCAACGCUGGCCAAGACACCGAGGUCUUCAUGUACAUUAACGCUGGUUUAAACGGUCUACAAGGAGUGUUUAUGCUUGUCGUAUAUUGUCUCGCUAAGCAAGAUGUUACAAACGCCCUGAAACGAAGAUUUCAAAGGCUUUGACAACAAAGAACUUUAAUUGUAAUAAAUUUGUAAACUAUAGUUCCUACAUUUAAGCCAAGU
Messenger RNA from Ciona intestinalis (vase tunicate), 2729 nucleotides. RefSeq lists its product as uncharacterized. Gene Ontology annotation, cellular component: plasma membrane. The record is from RefSeq and is a predicted model, not a curated record. NCBI's taxonomy places the organism in Eukaryota, Metazoa, Chordata, Ascidiacea, Phlebobranchia, Cionidae. Gene Ontology annotation, biological process: cell surface receptor signaling pathway; adenylate cyclase-activating G protein-coupled receptor signaling pathway. Gene Ontology annotation, molecular function: G protein-coupled receptor activity.